This is a messenger RNA of Pogonomyrmex barbatus (red harvester ant), 795 nucleotides long. RefSeq names its product large ribosomal subunit protein mL62. The record is from RefSeq and is a predicted model, not a curated record. Gene Ontology annotation, cellular component: mitochondrial large ribosomal subunit. Gene Ontology annotation, biological process: mitochondrial translational termination. NCBI's taxonomy places the organism in Eukaryota, Metazoa, Arthropoda, Insecta, Hymenoptera, Formicidae. Gene Ontology annotation, molecular function: peptidyl-tRNA hydrolase activity; translation release factor activity, codon nonspecific.
UUUUUCCCCCCAAAAAAAAUGUAAGACAAAGGUAGCAUGUUAUUAGGUUAAGUGUCUUUCCAUCAAAACAAAUCUUCAGAAGUUAUUUCCAUUGAAGAGUGAUAGGAAUCGAGACAAGAUGAAUCUUGUCAGGGGACAAUAUUUAAGAAUUUUACAAAAUAAUGUUAGAAAUAUAUCGUACAGUUGUGGCAAAGCUUCCAACUUUAAAAGCGCUUUAUCUUUGGAGAACUUGCAUCCAGGAAGCAAAUUGAAGCUGCACACUCCAACUUUCGUGCCAGAUCCUAAGGCGAAAUUCAGUGGUUACAUACCCUUGGACAAAGUGAAAAUAACAUAUAGCAGUAGUAGUGGACCAGGAGGACAAAAUGUGAAUUGUGUAAAUACCAAAGUAGAUUUAAGAUUCCACUUGAGCAGUGCUACUUGGUUGUUGGAAGAAAUUCGAACAAAGUUAGCAGAACAGCAUAAAAAUAAGAUAAACAAAGAAGGUUACUUAAUAAUUAAGUCAGAAUUGACGAGAUCUCAGCAUUUGAAUCUGGCAGAUGCGCUUGAAAAAUUAAGAGCGAUGAUCAGAGCCACUUUGAUAGAGCCACCUACACCAUCACCUGAAUCAGAAGAAAGGAAGAGGAAAAAUUUGUUAAAGGCUGCUAGGGAGAGAUUACAUGAGAAGAGAACUCGUUCUCAAAUCAAGCAAAACAGACGAGUUCCUGUUGACUUUUAAAUUGAUUAAUUUAGCUAUUCAAUCAAUUAUUAAGUUAAAUAUGCAAAUACUAUAAUUAUAUAUAGAAAUAAAAUAAAAAA